Messenger RNA from Solanum stenotomum, 774 nucleotides. RefSeq lists its product as uncharacterized. The record is from RefSeq and is a predicted model, not a curated record. Lineage: Eukaryota; Viridiplantae; Streptophyta; Magnoliopsida; Solanales; Solanaceae. Gene Ontology annotation, molecular function: zinc ion binding; nucleic acid binding. The transcript is spliced from 3 exons. The coding region runs from base 1 to 774 and encodes 257 amino acids.
AUGACUAAUGAAGAUAUUAGGACGGCUUUCAUAACCUCAGCUCAAUCCAUGAUGGCUCAAGCUAACCGAGAUGUGGGGCCUAGGGUGAAUGCUAAUGAGAGUAUCGUGGCCUCCAGGUUGAAAGACUUUGUGAGGAUGAAUCCUCCCAUUUUUCUUGGCUCUAGAGUGGGAGAUGAUCCCCAAGAAUUCUUGGAUGAAGUUUAUAAGAUAGUCAAUGUUAUUGGGGCCUUUAUAAGCGGUUCCUAUAGAAUGGGAGGAUUUAAGGAAGUAUACCUUGGUAGGUACUUUCCCUGUGAGAAGAGGGAGUGUAAGGCUGAGGAGUUUAUCAAUCUUAAGCAAGAGGAAUCCAAACAUAAGAGGAAAGGCGGGGAGUUAAAGAGGGGUAGAUUCGAUGAGCAAGUUCUACCUAGGUUCAGGAAGAAAGAUCCUAACCAAGAUUAUUCUAGUGCCCCUAAGGCUUAUGAGGAGAAAGGUGGUGGACCUCUAUUUUCUAAACUUCUUUGCACCACUUUUGAGAAGAGGCAUCAUGGGAAGUUCUUAGCCGGUACUAGUGGGUGCUAUGGUUGUGGAAAACAUGAUCACCAAGUGAGAAGUUGUCCUACUCUUACGGCUAGAGGAUGGGAGGGCAAUCAAACUCCUUAUGUUGGCCCAGAUCCUAAUGCUCCAACGAAGAACCGUUUCGAUGCACUUCAAGCCAAUGAGGGCAAAAGAGCUAAUCUGGAUGAAGGUACCGGUAAGCUGAUGGUUCCUUAUGAUUGUGAAUGUGUUCUUUGA